AUGGACCGCGGCCCGCCCAGCCUGGAGCCCGCAGCGCCCCGCACCCGGGGCCCGUGCGUGAUCGCGCCCGUCCGGGCUGUGCUGCGCCUGCGCCGCCGCGUGUGUCUGCUGCGCAAGCGUCGCCCGCCGCUGCCUGGCGCACCCGAGGCCGGGGCUCCGCGCGCGGGGGGCGAGCAGCCGCGCUUCUUCACCUUCGAUGGCGCCGCGGAGCUUCCCUCGAGGGCGUCGCGCAAGAAGCGCAGGCGCAGCCGCGCGGUGCUGUACCCCGAGAGUUCGCGCAAGUACCUGCCACGCGCCGAACGCCGCAGCCGUGCGCAGCACUGCCUGCUGCUGCUGGUGGCCAUCGUGGGCUUCCAGGUGCUCAACGCCAUCGAGAACCUGGAUGACAAUGCUCAGCGCUAUGACCUCGAUGGGCUGGAGAAGGCGCUGCAGCGCGCCGUGUUUGGGCAGCCGGCCGCCAUAAGGCGCAUUGUGGCGCUGCUGCGGGACUACCUGGCCACGCACGUCCAUAGCCGCCCACUGCUCCUGGCACUGCAUGGGCCCAGCGGGGUGGGCAAGAGCCAUGUGGGACGCCUGCUGGCACGCCACUUCCGCGCGGUGCUCGACGAUGGCGCGCUGGUGCUGCAGUACCACGCGCGCCAUCACUGUCCGGAGUUGCGAGGAGCGCAGGCCUGCCGCGAGGAGCUGGCCCAGCGCGUGGCCGACGUAGUGGCGCGGGCAGAGGCGGAGGAGAAGACGCCGCUGCUGGUGCUGGACGAGGUGGAGGCCAUGGCGCCCACGCUGCUGGACGAGGUGCACGGCUUCCUGCAGCCACAGAGGUCACGCCAGUUCCACAGCGCCAUCUACGUCCUCCUGAGUGGCGCGGGCGGCGGGGAGAUCACGCGCUUCGUGCUGCAGAAUGCCUCCCGGGCGCUGCCCCAACAGCCCAGGCCUGAGGGUGGCCACGAGGGUCGGGAGGAAGGCCGGGCGGAGGAGGAGCUGCGCGCCACCCUGCGGGGCGUCCUGACCCGCGAGCACCCGCUCUGGAAGUCAGCGGCCAUCGUGCCCUUCCUGCUGCUGGACAAAUGGGAUGUGGUCAACUGCUUCCGGGAAGAGAUGGCCGGGGAGGGCUUCUUUCCUGAGCAGGCCCGGGCUGAACGCCUGGCGGCCCAGCUCAGCUACUAUCGCGUCUCUGGCCGUGAGUACUCGGUCACUGGCUGCAAACAAGUGGUGUCCAAGGUGAACCUCUUGUAA
Molecule: messenger RNA, 1233 nt
Organism: Elephantulus edwardii (Cape elephant shrew)
Lineage: Eukaryota; Metazoa; Chordata; Mammalia; Macroscelidea; Macroscelididae
Gene: TOR4A
Product: torsin family 4, member A
Exons: 1
Coding region: 1-1233 (410 amino acids)
Cellular component (GO): nuclear envelope; endoplasmic reticulum lumen
Molecular function (GO): ATP binding; ATP hydrolysis activity
Source: RefSeq, a predicted model, not a curated record